AUGGAAGUCUCGGCGACCAGUUACAAGCCCUUUAUGAGUGCAAGGUUUCGUGUGGAUCCACCCGACAGACACCCAAGUGGACCAACCAGCCCUCCUUUGAAUCGGCUCGGAGUGGAUGCAGUGGAUGAACAAAUUCAAAAUAUAGAAACACUGACUGCGAAAGUUCAAUCCCAUCGUGCAAAUCUGGAUAGCGUAAUAGGACAGUUUCAAAAAUCAGAACCUUCCGGAAAUCGAACGUUGCAGGAUACUCUGACUGAUUUGAAGACAAUGUUGGAAUCCCGUAAAUGGCGUCUGGAGAGGCCAAAACGAUACCAAAUGAGCCUACUUCUGAUCGACCCCGAUAGAACCUCGCCAGUGGCAAAACAGGUACUUUUAUUCAACGAGAUCAACAUUCUGUGCGCACAAACGAUCAAAAUGGCAACCGAAUUGAAAAUCCUUAUAGACCAGUUCCUAUCCGACCCAAAUACAUCCAGCCCCAGUUACCUUUCUGACCCGGAAGGGAUUGGACAACUGGAACCAGAUGAGACAUUUUAUUUGAUGGACGCCAUGCGUGACCUGGGGCGGGAGGAGUUGAACCGACGUAUCACUGAAGUUCGUCACCGGAAAAUGAAUGAGAACAAUGCCAGGCGGAUAGGACAGGAUACAGACCGAACAUUGCGGGAAACCAGAAAACUAUUCUACGAUCUGAUUCAAGGCUGUGAAAAAUGUCUUCUCUAA
Molecule: messenger RNA, 717 nt
Organism: Echinostoma caproni
Lineage: Eukaryota; Metazoa; Platyhelminthes; Trematoda; Plagiorchiida; Echinostomatidae
Source: the annotation of a GenBank genome assembly